Molecule: messenger RNA, 2124 nt
Organism: Colletotrichum orchidophilum
Lineage: Eukaryota; Fungi; Ascomycota; Sordariomycetes; Glomerellales; Glomerellaceae
Product: primase zinc finger
Exons: 1
Coding region: 1-2124 (707 amino acids)
Biological process (GO): DNA replication initiation; DNA replication
Cellular component (GO): nucleus; replication fork protection complex
Molecular function (GO): DNA replication origin binding; single-stranded DNA binding
Source: RefSeq, a predicted model, not a curated record
AUGGACGACGAGGAGGACGAGGAUGAGGAGACACUUCAGUUGAAGUUGCAAGAGAUUCAGGCCAGGUUAAAGUUGAAGAAAUUGCAGAGCGCGAGGGAGCGGACGGAAGGAGCCCCACCGACUCAAACGAGACCGACUUCAAGAGGUUUAGGACUCGGCGCAAGUCGGGCAAUAUCCCGACCCGAACCCCAAACUGCCAUCGAGGUGCCUGUGUCUCCAAUUCGGAAGAUGCAGCCCGCGCCAUCAAAAGCAUCACCGACCCGGGUUCCGCUUGGGACCGACAAAGGUAUCAAGAGGGCACCAAGUGUACUGCGGAGGAAUACAAAUUCCCAAGAUGGACAGCAACAAGUCGGCGGCUAUCUUCAAAGGUCACGAACUCCUGCUCAGCAAGAGACGCAACGGCCACUGAGCUUCAACGAGAGGUUAGCUGCGGCGAGAACACAAGAGAUUGACCGCCAGGGCUUGCGAGAAAGAGUCCAAAAGGUCAGAUCUGAAGCUUUUGAUAUUGGGCAAAAAGAGAUUGAGCAGUUCAAGGAAAAAGCGAUAGACAUUCCUGAGCAAGCGGACACUGCGCCACAAUUUACCAGGGAGGAAAUCCUUGGUAGACUGAGCAAGGCAGAACCCAGCCAGCGCAAGCUCGACACAAUACCUGCGCUUCUAGCACCAUCCCCUAAAGAUGACGAUGAUCCCGAAGGCCUCUACGAAGCUCCACCUGACUGGAUGAUGGCCGGACAAAACUCUAAGAAGGUCGCGCCAGCAGACGUGCCAGAAGCUGAAGCGUCGGCAUUUGAGCCGUACUCCAGCUUUCAUCUCUCGCAACGCAUUCUUCCUCAUCAAGUCUUGACAAGGACUCUGUCUGGGAAGAAGAUAUUCAAGUUGCCAGACUUGCUGCGGAAGGUCAAGGCUCCUGAAUUUCAACUUCCAGACAUAGAGCAGGAUAUUGUCGUCUUCGCCGUUAUCGCAAAGAAGUCAGAACCUCGCUCUCACAAGCCCCGGGCUGAUCAAAACGGCAAGCAGUCAGACAGAGGGAAGUACAUGGUCGUCACUUUGUGUGACCUGAAGUGGGAGCUAGAGUUGUUUCUGUUCAAUUCGGGCUUUACCCGAUUCUGGAAACUCACAGAAGGCACAGUGCUGGCCAUUCUGAAUCCGACCAUCAUGCCUCCUCCAGCUGGCCGAGAAGCUACCGGCAAGUUCAGUCUAGUGAUAAACUCUGAUGCCGACACAAUCAUGGAGAUUGGAAAGGCCCGAGACUUGGGCUUUUGCAAAUCCAUCAAGAGAGAUGGUGAAUACUGCAACUCCUGGGUCAACAAGAAACGGACCGAGUUCUGUGAGUUUCACACCAACGAAGCGGUCUCCAAGCAGCGAGCAAACCGCAUGGAGGUCAACACGAUGGACUUUGGCGGUGUUGGAGAGAGGUAUCAAAGGAAAUCGCGACAGCCUCUUAAACCAGAGCCUGACAAGAAAUUGGGGAAGUACGACCGAGAAACACAUAGCCAUUGGUUCGCUACAAAAUCAUUGAGCUCUGCGCAACUUAUCGAUGGAGGCCAGGCACUUAUGGAUAGGAGAGAGAAGGAGGAAAACCUGAAAAGAAGAAUGAUUGCCCAAGAACGCGAAAGGGGUAUCAUGUCGCGUCUGAGUAAAAUCGGCGCCGGUGCCGGGAAGGAGUACAUGCAGCAAACGGACCGCAGCCGUAAUACCCCAUCCACAUCGGCCUCGUCGUCGUCCGCGCCAUCUUCCAACGCACUUGGGGGGCGGCAGAAGCUCGAUACGAAGAGUUUAGGCAUCAUUGCGCCCAGGAAUAGGGAACUAGCUAUCCACCUCAGCCCUAUCAAGCGCAAGAGACCACAGAGUGCACAGUCCAGCUCCUCGGUCGGCGCGCCCUCGUCGGCGACGGCCGCGACAGGGCUCAAGACCGGUUUUGGAUGGGGCAGUAAUCUCAAGGACAAGCUCGCCAAGAUGAAGGAAGGCGAGAAGCUGAACAGCGAUAAGCCGCCAGUGAGAAAGAAAACAAGGUUUGUGACGGAGAAGGGGAUCCGCGAGGCUGGAAGGGAGAGUCUGGGUAUGGACCUGCCGCAGUCAGUUUCUUUUGAAGAUGACGAUGACGACGAUUUGAUUAUUGUGUAA